AUGGCCUCAUUUCUGUCAGACAAAGCAGUCCAGAAAGCGGAUGUGAUUGCGGUUCAGGAACCCUGGAUCAACUCUCAAUCAACAACAACCCACUACCCAAACAAGGCCACCCACCAACUAGUCUUCCCGAAGGAGUUGGAAGGUGAACGAGCCAGGGUCUGUCUGUUCGUGUCGAAACGGAUCGAUCCAGGUUCCUGGUCAUGCAAGACGGUGUCGAAAGGAUACCAGCUGCUGAAACUGCGGAGGAACCAUCUAGAUGGGUGGACAGACCUCUUUAUGCAUAACAUAUAUAACAACGACGAUGGUGAAACGGUGGAAAAGCUCAAUAGAGAGCUUGCCCAGAGACCAUACGCAGAACAUAUCCUGAUCGGGGACAUGAACCUACACCACCCAACGUGGAGUGGAAUAGGUUCCAAAGCGAAAGCGACCGCAGCAGCAGAGAGACUUUUAGAUAUCGCGGGGAUUCAUAAUCUGUCACUGACGACAGAGACUGGAUCACCGACAUGGCGAAGAAACGAGCAGGCAUCGGUCCUAGAUCUCACCUUUGUCAGUAACACACUAGCAGAGAGGGUGGUUGAAUGCCAGGUCGGUACCGAUCAUGGGUCGGAUCACUACCCAGUAGUGACAACAAUCGACAUCGGUACCCCGCCAUACGAACCACCAAAGAGGAGAAACUGGAAGGCCACAGACGACAAGAAGCUGAUAGAAUUCAUCGAGCGACAACUCACCAACACCACCACCAACACGAAUAAUACCACCACCACCAAUACCACCACCAACCCCCAAAACCUCACAACAGCCGACGAUGUGGAGGCUGAGUGCCAAGCAUUCAUCCAAAUCAUCAACGACGCAGUCGAUAUCUCUACACCAUGGGCGAUCCCUUCGCAGUGGGCAAAUCCCAGCUUCACACCAGAGUGUCAGGAAGCAGUCAAAGAAGUUCGACAGCUCCGCCGUCGACACGAACGGACAGGGGACCCUUACGACAAAGAGCUAUACAAAGCAGCACGAAACCGGAAGACCCGGCUGAUCAAGAUCGCGCUCCGUCGAUACCACCGCCGUAAGGUACAGGAGGUUAUCGAGGAGGGUCCUGGCGGUAUGUGGAGGAUGAGCAAAUGGGCAAGAAAUCGGCAGGGGGCAUAUGACCAGGGGGUCACGCCGUCAAUCAAGAUACCAGGGGGACUAGCCGAGACAGUCGAAGAGAAAGCAGCUGCUUUCCAGCAAGCUUUCUUCCCAGUACCGCCACCGGCAGAUCUCUCUGACAUCGAUUCGAAGGUGAUCAACCAUGAUCCGACGGAGAUCAAUCGAGGGCCAAUCCGCUUCCCAGAGAUCACACACCAAGAGAUCAAACAGGCAGUCAAAGCAUCGCCACCAGACAAAGCGCCAGGAGAGGACGGCCUUCCGAACUCCCUAUGGCAUAAGCUUAUUGAGAUACCGACAGUACUCGACACCAUCUCUCGAAUUUACAACGCGUGCAUACGGCUUGGUACCAACCCAACACACUUCCAGAAAUCGAUUACAGUGGUACUACGUAAGGCUGGUAAGCGUGACUACCAGCUUGCGAAGUCAUACCGGCCAGUUGCGCUUCUUAAUACACUCGGCAAGUUCCUCGAGGCAGUGGUUGCCCGACGAAUUAGCUACGCAGUGGAAACAUACAAAUUGCUUCCGGAUACCCAUUUCGGCGGGAGGAAGGGAAUCUCAGUCGACCAUGCUAUCCAGUCGAUCAUCGGCCGGAUACGAAGAGCUUGGGGGAAAGGCAAGAUAGCAAGCAUGCUACUACUUGAUGUAUCCGGAGCGGGUCACCUCUCUCUCCAAUCCUUUACCUAA
Molecule: messenger RNA, 1824 nt
Organism: Penicillium digitatum Pd1
Lineage: Eukaryota; Fungi; Ascomycota; Eurotiomycetes; Eurotiales; Aspergillaceae
Source: RefSeq, a predicted model, not a curated record